AUGCCCCGAUGUUAUGCCCUUUGUCUGCCUCAGUGCUGUCCAUUCCAAUCCACCCCACCGAAUCCAAUCCAGGGUCUAUCGGAUAAGAUUCUCGAGUCGGAGCUCUCAUAUGUGCCUCUAGCUGACCGAGUCAACGCUAUCAACGGGCUGCUGCAAAAGAGAGCGCUUCAGCUGUUCAAAUCAGGUGACACGCUCCUGUACAAGCACGUCAGCCAAGACCAAGCUGUGCGGUUCAAGGGUUUGAGCCCAGAAGAUCUUCUGUUGUAUCAAGCCAUCAAGCAAGCAGGCAAUGCAGGCAUCUGGACGCGCGACAUGAAGACUCGCACCAACCUGCAGCAUUCUUCCUUUCCUCCUUGUGGCCUCCCCUCCCAUCUGCCUGUCAGAAUGUAUUUGCUGUCUAGCCUGCAGUGGGGCAUCUGGACGCGGGACAUGAAGACUCGCACCAACCUGCAGCAUUCUUCCUUUCCUCCUUGUGGCCUCCCCUCCCAUCUGCCCUCUUUUCUGCUCCCCCUGACAGGCAUCUGGACGCGCGACAUGAAGACUCGCACCAACCUGCAGCAGCCGCAGAUCACCAAGAUCAUAAAAACACUGGAGGGCAGGAAGCUGAUCAAGGCAGUCAAGUCUGUUAAUAACAAGAGUCGCAAGCUCUACAUGCUAUAUGAGCUCGAGCCGUCCCGGGAGGUGACAGGAGGCGCGUGGUACACCGAUGCGGAGUUUGAUGCCGAGUUUAUUUCGGCUUUGAGGCAGCUGUGCCUGACGCACAUUGUCAAGCUGGCUUUAAGGCAGCUGUGCCUUAAGGCUGGUGCGUUGUGCACAAUGGCUAUGCGUUUACUGUUUGUUCGUACGUGGUGCUGUUUGUAUGGCCCUGCGUCCCUCUUUCUCAUUGUGGCGACCGGCUUUCUCCCUCUUCCCUGUCUGCGGGCAGGGAGGGAAUACUCCCGAAGGGGUGGUGGAGGCAGUGAGAAGGGCUGCCAGUGGGGUGGGAGGGGAUACGCUCGAAGUGGUGGUGGAGGCCGUGAGGAGUGCCGACAGCGGGAGCAAACUCUUAUGUCCUUCCCUUUCUCCUUCCCCGCACCCCCCAUUGUGCAGAGAGGGAAUACUCCCGAAGGGGUGGUGGAGGCCGGAGGCGAUACGCUCGAAGGAGUGGUGGAGGCCGUGAGGAGGGCUGGCAGUGGGGGUCGAGAGGACCUGAGAAUGGAAGAUUUUAGACAGGUCAUCAGCACACUUGUCUUUGAUCGCGAGCUAGACGUGUUCAUCAGCACCGGCUCUGGCAAGGACUCGCGGUUCCCCGUGGGUGAUGCGGAGAGAGAGCAGUACGAGAGCUUCGCUGAUUUAUACGCGAUUAUAAAGACUACCGAGAAGCUCGAAAAGGCGUACGUCCGCGAUUUGAUCUCCCCCGCGGAUUACGAGCCCGCUUGCGCAAAGCUGAUUGGUCAGUUUCGGACGCUUCGCACCGCGCUGCAGAGCGCCGUACCCGAUAUAGAGCGAUUCAUGACAACUUACAAGAUGGACUGUCCUGCAGCGAAGAACAGGCUGCUGGUGGCCGGGGUUCCGGCAACGGUGGAGCAUAAAUCUGCUACGGUGGAGAGCGGUAGUGCGACUGUAGCGGUGGCCGAGACGGUGCAACACUUUAUAACGGCUAUGGACACUGUCAAGCUCAAUAUGCUCGCCGUAGAUCAGGUGCAUCCACUGCUCUCGCUGCUGCUCAACUCCCUCUGCAGUGUGCCCUCGUUACCUGCUGAAUUCGAAGGCCGCACCAAGGUCAGGGACUGGCUUGUGCGACUUAAUGGCAUGGCUGCUAGCGAUGAGCUUUCGGAGGAACAGGCCAGACAGCUAAGCUUUGACCUUGAGUCGUCGUAUUCUGUGUUCAUGCAAUCACUGGGAAUAAAGAACUGA
Closterium sp. Yama58-4 is the source of this 1896-nucleotide messenger RNA. Lineage: Eukaryota; Viridiplantae; Streptophyta; Zygnematophyceae; Desmidiales; Closteriaceae. The record is from the annotation of a GenBank genome assembly.